GAUCCUAAACGUGAAAUAGAAAAGGUGUUACAGUUUCUGGGAAAGGACUUGAAGGAGGAUGUGGUGAAUAAAAUCCUCCAUCACACCUCAUUCCAGGAGAUGCAGAAGAACCCCACUGCCAAUUAUAAGAUGGUAUCAAAAGAUCAUAUGGAUCACAGUGUGUCUCUCUUUAUGAGAAAAGGUAUUGCGGGCGACUGGAAGAAUCACUUCACCGUGGCCCAGAAUGAGGCAUUUGACACAGAUUAUAAAGACAAGAUGAAGGGAUCAACACUGCAGUUCCGAACGGAGAUCUGAAGCAGCAGUAGCUUCCUUCCCCCAUCUGGCUUAGGUGUUUUGUUGGCUUGAACAAGGGAGAAAUUGAAAUUAAAUGGUGGCACCAAAGCAAACAGCAACUGUUAACUACUUUAGAUAUGAUUUUUUCCAUAUGUUUCUAUUUUUGUGGGGUCUUCAGUUCCAUAACUGCCAUUUGGAUAAUGCAGAUGGGACUUCAAGCCCCACCCCUCUGGACUGUCACUAGACUCAGUGAUGGUUUCAGCUGUUGUGCGCUGAGAUUCUCACAUAACCACAUGACUCCAGGGGCUGUGGCUUGAAGAAAACCCACCAAAUAUUAUGUGUCUUGUGGUAAAAUCACAAGAGAUGGCAACACUGAGGUUACUCCACCAGAGUGAUUAUGCAGCCACUAUCAUUAGCAAACAACAGCAAGCUAUCGUCGGGAAUCUUGGCCUCAGUUUUUAAGGUCUCAUCUACAAGGCCCUACACAGUAAACUACAUGGUACUGAGUUUAUCUACUAUACCUGAAAAGCUGAAAUGAGCCUGCUGUGACUCAAACCAGCAGGUUCCAGAAAGUCUAGAUAUGCCAAAACUGAUGUGUAGACCAUUAGGUGCUUUGAGAUGAAAAGCACUGUAAGCGCUAGAUAUUAAGUGAUGCCCUGCAAAAGAGUCUUUCAUUCAAAUUGCAUAUGCAUGUCAAACAGGGCCGGCUUUAGGCCAAUUCCCCCGAAUCGGGCCCCAUGCAUAAGAGGGCCCCA
Molecule: messenger RNA, 1028 nt
Organism: Terrapene triunguis (Three-toed box turtle)
Lineage: Eukaryota; Metazoa; Chordata; Testudines; Emydidae
Product: sulfotransferase 1C3-like
Exons: 2
Biological process (GO): sulfation
Cellular component (GO): cytoplasm
Molecular function (GO): sulfotransferase activity
Source: RefSeq, a predicted model, not a curated record